Molecule: messenger RNA, 2026 nt
Organism: Bursaphelenchus xylophilus (pine wood nematode)
Lineage: Eukaryota; Metazoa; Nematoda; Chromadorea; Rhabditida; Aphelenchoididae
Source: the annotation of a GenBank genome assembly
AUGAAACCCUUAUUGCCAGCAUCCAACGAAGAUGAUCACACAACUCUGAUGGGCAACAAAGAUGUCGAGCAGGGCCGUCCCCUUCAGCUGAAUGGCAUCAAUUCUCCCCCACGGCACACUCAUGCCGUCCAUCAAAAAAAGGAGCUCAAGACACAAAGGAUCAAGCUGAUGGUCAUGAUCUCGAUGACAUUCUUCUUCUUCGUCGUUGAAUUGGUCUAUGGUUACAUGUCAAAUUCGAUGGCUUUAAUAGCAGAUUCAUUCCACAUGCUGUCAGAUGUCUUGGCACUAAUCGUCGCGUUGGCUUGCAUAAUUGUGAGUAUUUUUGGAUUGGCACUUUCUUUUGUUUAGACAAAUAUUAUCAGUUGGUUUCAUAAAACGGCACUUGACAUGAUCAAAUUUCCUUUCAGAUCGCGAAUAGAAAGACAAAAUCUCAGUCGAAUACGUUUGGAUGGGUAAGGGCAGAGCUGAUUGGAGCACUUGUCAAUGGCGUCUUUCUCCUCGCACUUUGUUUUACCAUUUUCCUGGAAUCAAUUGAACGAUUGGUGGAGCCCCACCCCCUGAAAGAACCUCUUAAUGUCCUGAUUGUUGGAAUCCUUGGACUCGUUGUGAACAUUAUUGGAAUGUUCUUGUUCCAUGGUGAGAUUGGUGUGUCGCUUACUUCUUUUGCCUCUCAUUUAGUUAACGAAAUGCUUGCUGUGGAUUUGAAUACUAACAACUUGACACUUUAUUUUGAGUGAUGCAUUUUGAAAGUUUCUUCUCUAUGGUAUUAACUUUAGGUCAUUCUCACGGGCAUAGUCAUGGUGGAAGUGGAGGAAUUUCUGAGGAAAAUAUUGCCGGAAGCAGUGGAUAUUUGGCCACAUCACAUCAAGAAGGGGCCAUGGUUAUCGCUGAUCUAAAAGGCAGUGAAGAUGAAUUGAAUACGAAACAAAAUGGAAAUGGAAUCACAAUUUCAGAAACAAAUAAAGCAGAGAAGAAGAAAAAGAGCAGUAAGUUGACUAAUGUCAUUAUUGUUUGUUUUUAGAAGGAUCAGUUCAGAUGAAUAUGAAAGGAGUUUACCUUCAUAUUGUUACUGAUUUCAUUGGAUCAAUCAUUGUCAUCCUGACAGCCUCUGUGUCUCUUUGGUUCCCAGACAUGCAGUUCCUGAAAUACUACAUGGACCCAAGUUUGUCCAUGAUUAUGGUCAUCUUGAUCAUGUCCUCGACGAUUCCAUUAGGUAAAAAGGAUAAUUUGAAUAGAGUUUAUCUAUAGUUUAAACCAGAAUAUAUUUGUAUUUCUAUUCCCUGGUAUGUAAUAUUUGUUUUUAGUAAGAGAAACGGCCCUUAUUCUUCUCCAAACAACCCCAGAUGAUGUUGACGUACAGACGAUCGAAGAGAAACUAAUGGCCUUACCUGGAGUGCUCGCUGUCCAUGAGUUCCACGUCUGGAGAUUGGUUGCUGUUCGGAUCAUCGCGACGGUUCAUAUUCACUUUGCCACAUUUGAGGACUAUCUGAGAAACGCCGAACAGAUCAAGGAGAUCUUCCAUGAUCAUCAAAUACAUUCGGUCACUGUUCAGCCAGAAUUCACUGUGGUAAGGUCUUACCUUAACUUAUAGGAGAGGUUCUCCAAGUGCGACGUCAGAUUUUUAUGAAACUUGGUACAAAUUUAGAUUUUUUUCUGAGAGGUAUGCGAGACCCUAGCCUGCGGUUUGCAGAAACGGCGCAAUUUUUUAUGAAAUGUUCCUGUUCUUACUGUGGGUACUGUGUCCACAAAAAAAUUCCAAAAAAUCCCCAGUGUGUGCAAAAUCAGACCGUCACACUUUGGCUACUUCCCUUCUUUGUUUCCAUGAGUCAGAUAUAUAACGAGAUUUCUAAAUUGUAUUUGUUCAUUGUGAAUAUUGUUUUAGAUGCGGAAAGAGAACUUUGACUGUGCUCUAAAGUGUGAACCCGAAGAUUGUCAACAAGCGACAUGUUGCCAAACAGAAACCUCCAAAUCCCCAUCUCCCAAAGACACUAGUAGAUCGACGGCGCGAUCAGGAAAGGCUGUUUAG